AUGGAGUUAAUUGUGGAGUGUAUGCACCGACAGAAAGUUUCCCCUGAUCCAAGAACAUGCGGCUAUGUCUUCUCUGCAUAUGUAAAUUCUGGUUUUCACAAUACAGCAAUUGAAGCAUUUCAGGUUUUAAGCUUGCGUAUGAUGUCUGAAGAUGGGAACAUACUUGGUGUAAAGAAAAAUUUUGUGAAUGAAUUCAUCCUAUCUGAAGAUUUGGCUGCUGAGUCACGGAUACUUAAAUUAUUUGAAGAUUCUGAAGAUGAACUUGCAGUUGGGUUGUUGAAUUUAAGAUGGUGUGCCAUAGCUGGAUUCCCAAUAUGCGAAUCAGCAGAUCAAAGCCUGUGGGCUAGAAGACUGGAAGGAAAACAAUUUUUAGAGAUGCACGCAGAGGCUGUAUCAUACAUAUCCGGUGUCAACCGUGGCCAUCGUCAUUGCUUCAGCUCUGCACAGGGUGCAAUCAGUGUCUGGAAAAACAUUAUGAUGAAUGCAGAGAUGAAGAAAAGCAAGUUUAGCAACAUUAUCCAGUUAUCACCGACCCAACUCGCCAAUACUGAAAAGACAAAUACAUUCAAUGCAAAAGUUCUAAAGCUGCUUGAUGACUACAAUGAUGAAGGCAUGACAAGGGGAUGGACUCUUGGCCUUGGUUUGUUCAAUCUUGGUGUUGCACAUUUUUCCACUUCACUUCAAGUUGGUGAAAACCGUGAUCUAAGUUGCUUGGUGAGAAAAGUGUGCAUCCAAACACUUGGGAAAUUGCAUUGUGGGGUGGGGAUUGCCUCGGGUGGUGAAAAUUUGUCUCCUAUCUUUGAAGAAAUAAAGGAAGAAGAGUCACAUGAAGCCUAUUCACCUCCCACCAUCACUCCUCUUGCACAACAAGGAGACCUUAGUUUGAUUCAACUUGUGCAACAACUAGAAGAGAGUAGACGGGAGACCAUUGCACAACUAAAGGAAGAUAAAAGACAAAGUGAGAUUAUGCUUAGAGAACACAUCCAAAGGCUUAAACUAAGGGAGGAAGAUAGGAGGAGGAAGAGGUCAUCUUCAAGAGACACUUAUGAGGAUUAUGAAGGAAGGAGGAGGCAUCAUUCCUCUCCAAGGAGACAACCACCACCAAUCAAGAUUCCAAAGUUUAAAGGAGAAGAAGAUCCCAACAUCUACUUGGAGAGGGAGCAAAAAGUGGACCAAUUUUUUACCAUUCAUGUAAUUAGGGAACAAGAGCAA
Messenger RNA from Sphenostylis stenocarpa, 1212 nucleotides. NCBI's taxonomy places the organism in Eukaryota, Viridiplantae, Streptophyta, Magnoliopsida, Fabales, Fabaceae. The record is from the annotation of a GenBank genome assembly.